GCCGGCGGCCGGCGGACGGCGGCGAAAUGGCGUCGAUGCAGAGCUGGCGCAAGGCCUACGGCGCCAUCAAGGACACCACCACCGUCAGCCUCGCCAACAUCAACUCCGACUUCAAGGAUCUGGAUGUGGCGAUCGUGAAGGCGACUAACCACGUGGAGUGCCCGCCCAAGGAGCGCCACCUCCGAAAGAUUGCUGCGGCGACGUCCAUCGCCAGGCCCCGGGCGGACAUCGCCUACUGCAUCCACGCGCUCUCUCGCCGUCUCUCCAAGACCCGCAAUUGGAUUGUAGCACUGAAGGCGCUUGUAGUGGUUCAUAGACUUCUACGAGAGGGGGAUCCUACAUUCCGGGAAGAGCUUCUUAACUUCUCACAAAGGGGGCGGAUUCUGCAGCUCUCAAACUUCAAGGAUGACUCCAGCCCAGUUGCUUGGGACUGUUCUGCAUGGGUUCGCACAUAUGGUCAGUUCUUGGAGGAAAGAUUGGAAUGCUUCAGGAUCCUAAAAUAUGAUGUAGAGGCUGAGCGUUUAUCCAAACAAGGUCAAGGUCCUGAAAAGGGGCACAGUAGAACUCGUGAACUAGAGUCCCAAGAUCUAUUAGAGCAGUUGCCAGCUUUGCAGCAGUUACUAUAUCGACUUGUUGGAUGCCGGCCUGAAGGAGCCGCAAAUAACAACUAUUUGGUGCAGUAUGCUCUAGCUUUGGUGCUAAAAGAGAGUUUCAAAAUUUAUUGCGCGAUAAAUGAUGGAAUUAUUAACCUUGUCGAUAAGUUUUUUGAGAUGGCAAGACAUGAAGCACUUAAGGCCCUCGAAAUUUACAGAAGGGCUGGCCAGCAGGCAGGGAGUCUAUCAGACUUCUAUGAAAAUUGCAGGGGUCUAGAACUCGCGAGGAACUUUCAGUUUCCCACUCUGAGGGAGCCACCGCAAACAUUUCUUGUGACCAUGGAGGAGUACGUGAGGGACGCUCCGCGGAUGGUUCCAGUUCGAGAUCCACUGGAAUUUCCUGAGAGGCUUCUUCUUACAUAUAAACCCGAAGAAUCAGAGGAAGUUUCUGUACCAGAUCCUGUUGAAGAGGAAAGACCACCAGUUGAAGAACCUGUUCCAGAACAGCCUGUUGCAGAAGUUGUUUCACCUCCUUCCAAGACUGUUGUGGCCGAUACUGGUGAUUUACUGGGCUUAAAUGAUCCAAGCCCUGGUGUAUCAGCAAUAGAGGAGAGCAAUGCUCUUGCAUUAGCCAUUGUUUCAUCAGAUGCGAGUACUUCAACAACUAGCACCACUGGAUGGCAAGACAAAGGAUUUGAUCCAACAGGAUGGGAACUUGCCCUGGUUACUGCUCCAAGUAACACAAAUUCGUCUGCUGCAGAUAGUCAAUUGGGUGGUGGACUAGACAAGCUUAUCUUGGAUAGCCUUUAUGACGAGGGGGCAUAUAGGCAGACACAACAACAGCAGUUGUAUGGUUCAUCAGCUCCCAACCCAUUCAUGACAAAUGAUCCUUUCGCAAUGUCGAAUCAUGUCGCUGCCCCGCCUUCAGUUCAAAUGGCUGCCAUGUCUCAACAGCAGCAGAUGCCGCCGAUGAUCCAUCAGAACCCCUUCGGACCAGCAGUUCAGCCGCAGCAUCCGGGCGCUGCCCCUGCGUUUAACCCUUUCCUGGAUAAUGGUUUCGGGGCAUUCCCGGCGGCCAACAACUCACAACAGCAAGCCAACCCAUUUGGUGGCAGCCUUCUAUAGGCUGCAUAGAGCAGGAGCUAAUAGUAUCCUGAGGAAAUGUGAUUUUUCGUGUGACUGUAAUAUGCAUUGCGCCUGGCCAUUCCUGUAUGCCACUCGUGUAAUGAUAUGUGUAUUGGCUCAUCACCACACGGGACUGCCUAGUGACCCUUGUUGUAAAGAAAGUAGUGACUUGUGUAACAUCAGCUAUAUGUCAAUAAAUAGUAGGACGUGGUUAUGUAUAACAAAGUGGGAAUGCAAUGGAUGGUUGAACAGUUUGCGUUCUGUUCAGUUGCUAA
Messenger RNA from Lolium rigidum, 1993 nucleotides. Its product is annotated as putative clathrin assembly protein At2g01600. The transcript has 15 exons. Gene Ontology annotation, biological process: clathrin-dependent endocytosis; vesicle budding from membrane; clathrin coat assembly. Gene Ontology annotation, cellular component: clathrin-coated vesicle; clathrin-coated pit. The record is from RefSeq and is a predicted model, not a curated record. The coding region runs from base 27 to 1718 and encodes 563 amino acids. Gene Ontology annotation, molecular function: 1-phosphatidylinositol binding; phosphatidylinositol-4,5-bisphosphate binding; SNARE binding. NCBI's taxonomy places the organism in Eukaryota, Viridiplantae, Streptophyta, Magnoliopsida, Poales, Poaceae.